Molecule: messenger RNA, 2226 nt
Organism: Merops nubicus (carmine bee-eater)
Lineage: Eukaryota; Metazoa; Chordata; Aves; Coraciiformes; Meropidae
Product: diacylglycerol kinase eta-like
Exons: 18
Biological process (GO): intracellular signal transduction; lipid phosphorylation; diacylglycerol metabolic process
Molecular function (GO): protein binding; ATP-dependent diacylglycerol kinase activity
Source: RefSeq, a predicted model, not a curated record
AUAUCUGCUUAUGAGGACUCAGUUGCUGCUCAUCUUGCAAAAAUUCUCAAUUCUGAUCAGCACUCGGUUGUCAUAUCAUCUGCCAAAAUAUUAUGUGAAACUGUAAAGGACUUUGUUGCCAAAAUAGGGAAGACUUAUGAAAAAACGAUGGAAAAUGCAGAGGAAGCUGAUGCCAUGGCCAUUAAAUGCUCAGAGUUAAAUGAGAAGCUAGACUUACUGCUCCAGGCUCUUCACACAGAAGCCCAGGCUGCUCCCAUUCUCCCAGGCAUCACUCCCCCCAUUGUGGAAGAAGAGGCAGAGGAGUUUUCAAGUGAAGAAUCCUUGUCUGAAAGUAAAGAGCAAUUAGCAGACUGUGUCUCAAAGUCUUCCACCCAGAAACUCUUCAAACCAAGGGAACAGUUAAUGCUCCGGGCGAACAGCUUGAAGAAGGCUGUGAGGCAGAUCAUUGAGCAAGCAGAAAAAGUUGUCGAUGAGCAGAAUGCUCAUACUGAAGAACAAUUGAACCAGUCUCCACUGGAAUACAACAAAGAAUUGGAUGACUCCAAAGAAGAGGAAAAAGAGGAAGACACAAAGGAACUUGAGUCCCCAUCAACUAAAACUGCACCAAGGUCUCCAGAUCGACGUACGAGCCGCGGUGUCCAUUCUCAGACGGGCUCUUUCUCAGCUCCAGCUUUGGCUGCAAGCAAGGAGAACCUCCCAGUCCUUAACACUAGGAUCAUCUGCCCAGGUUUGAGGGCUGGUCUAGCUGCUUCUAUUGCAGGAAGUUCAAUUAUCAGCAAAAUGUUGCUGGCAAACAUCGAUCCAUUUGGUGCUACGCCGUUUAUUGACCCAGAUCCAGAUUCCUUGGAGGGAUAUUCAGAAAAAUGUGUCAUGAACAACUACUUUGGAAUUGGGUUAGAUGCAAAAAUUUCACUAGAAUUUAAUAACAAGCGAGAAGAGCACCCUGAAAAGUGCAGAAGUCGGACAAAAAACAUGAUGUGGUAUGGAGUUCUUGGCACAAAAGAGCUACUGCAAAGAACUUACAAGAACUUAGAACAAAAAGUUCAGCUUGAGUGUGACGGACAGUACAUCCCCCUUCCAAGUCUGCAGGGCAUAGCUGUGCUAAACAUUCCCAGCUAUGCUGGUGGGACUAAUUUCUGGGGUGGAACCAAAGAGGAUGAUAUAUUUGGGGCUCCAUCAUUCGAUGAUAAAAUCUUAGAAGUGGUGGCAGUAUUUGGCAGCAUGCAGAUGGCAGUUUCAAGAGUCAUCAAACUGCAGCACCACAGGAUAGCUCAGUGCCGGUCGGUGAAGAUCACCAUCCUGGGCGAGGAGGGGGUGCCCGUGCAGGUGGAUGGGGAGGCCUGGAUCCAGCCCCCGGGCGUCAUUAAGAUCGUGCACAAGAACCGAGCUCAGAUGCUGACGCGAGACAGGGCCUUUGAAAACACCCUGAAGUCCUGGGAAGACAAACAGAAGUUUGAUUCCUGUAAACCUGUCAUUCGGUCUCCCUUGUACCCUCAGCAAGCUGUUGAGUUGGCUACAGAAGAAGAAGUUGCACAGAUCCAGCUGUGCUCACAAGCUGCAGAAGAACUUAUUACCAGGAUCUGUGAAGCAGCAAAAAUACAUGGCCUCUUGGAGCAGGAGCUUGCUCAUGCUGUCAAUGCAUGUUCACAUGCAUUAAAUAAAGCCAACCCAAGGUUUCCUGAGAGUCUUACCAGAAACACAGCCAUGGAGAUAGCUGUCAAUGUGAAGGCCCUACAUAAUGAAACUGAGUCUCUGCUAGUAGGAAGAGUUCCUUUGCAGUUAGAAUCUCCUCAUGAAGAACUGUUGUCUGAUGCUUUGCACAGUGUGGAAAUAGAGUUGAGAAAACUUGCUGAGAUUCCUUGGCUCUAUUAUGUUUUUCAACCAAAUGAUGAUGAGGAUCCCCCUCUGGAUUAUGCUAAAAGAAACAACAGAAGUACAGUGUUCCGCAUAGUGCCAAAGUUUAAAAAAGAAAAGGUGCAGAAGCAUAAGACCAGCCCUCAGCCUGUUCAAAAAUGGGGCACAGAUGAAGUUGCUGCUUGGCUGGAUCUGCUCAGUUUGGGAGAGUACAAAGAAAUCUUCAUCAGCCAUGACAUCCGAGGCUCUGAGCUUUUACACCUGGAAAGGCGAGAUCUUAAGGAUCUUGGGAUAACGAAAGUGGGCCAUACGAAGCGAAUUCUCCAGGCAAUUAAGGAGCUCAGCAAGAACGCCCCGUUGUCUGACGUGUGA